This is a messenger RNA of Cylindrotheca closterium, 7101 nucleotides long. Lineage: Eukaryota; Bacillariophyta; Bacillariophyceae; Bacillariales; Bacillariaceae. The record is from the annotation of a GenBank genome assembly.
AUGAAUGUUCUACUGGACGAUCUUGUUGAUGAUAUCUUCCACCAAGUCCAGGGCUCAUUAGUACCAAGAAUCGAGGCAGUUACAAAGAAAGCGACCCAAGAACUGAAAAAUCGUCUCCAGACUCCACCAUCAUCAGUAGACUUGCUUUACCUCACAGAUAGAUUGAUUGUUUCAAGUCAACCAACGGCCAGCUCAAAUCCUUCGUAUAUCGACAAUGGUAGGGAAAAGCGGCCGACGUAUGCUCAACUUCCACGACCAAUAUCUGGACCUCAAACUCGAAAUCCAAUAACGAGUCACAACGACAAUGAUAUCUCCAGAAGGGACUCCGAUCCACAAGAGUCAUCUUCUACAACUCCGAGUGCGACAGAGAAUCAUUCAGGGAGAGCCCUGAAGGCCUCUACGAACGAAAUACGAGGAGGAAUAAUGAAUCUAUACGAGGGCGAGACAUCGACAGGAGAAAAGAGUACACCCAAUCAAUAUUCCUUGGACAGCCCGGUUGCUGAUACCAAGAACACACAUCGAAAUUCAAAUGGGGAUAAGGUAUCUGCCUCGACCAUGUCCAACGAGGAAGCGAUCCAUGAUUCGAACAAAGCUAGCUCAUCUCGGGUUCCCGUUACAGCACAAAAUUCUCCUGGAAUUAUGACGUCGUUUUUGGACAAACGGCAUGGGUCAGACCACUAUCUAGCAUUCUCUCUGGUGGAUGAGCAGCCGGAUGACCGGACUUUACUCCUUUUCCGACGGCAAAUUGUUCAACUGGGUUGGUGGUCCCCGUGCGUAGAGAGGUCAGAAACGCCAUCGAUUCCAAAUAUUCUCAAAACAUGUUACGCAAUCCAUGCAUACUUGAAACUUCACCAUCAAAAUGUUGCACUUGUCUAUUGCUCCAACGGGAAGACUCGAACGGCGAUUGUAGUUGCAUGCUAUCUGAAGUUUGCUGGGAUCGUUAAGUACAGCCAAGAAGGUUUUUUUCGCUUCCUUUUCAAACGCGGAGUGAAAAAUCCAGAAACAACUUGGAAACAACUUCCGCCGACACUUCGACUCUUCUUUCGUCAGUUUGAUACUGCCUUAAAUAUUGGUGGAUAUCUGAACCGAAAACCACUACUAUUACGAGCUAUUGCUCUACAGGGGGUGCCAGUGGAGGACAAGCCUUGCUUAGACAUAUGGGACUCAUCGCAACGCCUUGUAUACUCUUCCCACCCAGAAAUAUGGGCUAGCGAUUCAACAUCACCGAGAAACUCAAGCGCAUUAUCCCAAUGGAUUGAUGAGGAGGGGUUCUACAAAGUCGAUGUGUGUUUGGACGGUGACUUUCUUUUGCUUUGUCGGUUCGGCGGAGAUUUUGCCAAAGACACAGCAAUGCACGAUCCGAGCAAGAUUCUUUUUCGGUACUCGAAUAACACCGGAUUUCUCGCUGGGGGGUGUCCAUACGAGCUUCCGUCAAAGAAAGUUGAUUUGACGAAACGCUACGCGUUGCAUCUUGAUCAUGAAGACUUUCUGGUGACGCUUCUAUUCCAAGCUGAUUGGGACGAGACGGAGGGUAGCAAACCGGAGACCACUCAUCGAUUACCUAGGGGGUUAGGAGACAAGCUAAAGUCGAAAGAAGGAGUGUUAUCGGAAAAAGUAUGGUGUAGUCACCACCGACAGGCAUAUGAGGAAGGGUUGAAAGUCAUCUUUCAGCAUCACUCUGCACGGCCAGACGCCUCCGACAUCAAGGCCUUCCGCACCCUUCAUGACGAACGAGUCUUCGAAAACUGCGCAGGUCAUUUGAUUUGCCUUGCACUCCAGCUCACAAAUUUCAGUCAUAAUCGAACAAACAAUUUGCUGUUGAGCUCCCCUUUAUUUGCAUGGUGGCGACUUCCAUCAGAUGGCGAUACAUCCACAGAAAGUCCUUUCAUAUCAUCGAACUUUCAACAUGACAAGGUAAAAGUACCGAAAAACGAAGAAAUGGAUCUCGAAAAAGAUGGUGACAGACUGCAGAAGAUGUUUGGCGUACUGAACUCAAUUGACGUUUCAAAGAACUUGGAUUCCAAAGACAUUGCCAGUUUCAAAGAACUUGACGAGAGACGAAAGCUUCAUGAGACGAAUUCUGAUUCGGGAAACACUCCGAAGCGAAGAAACAGUGCAAUUCGCCGUUGGGAACAGUCCAGGAAAGAAGUGUGCUGUCAUGAUGUUGGAUGGAUGGUGUCGGGAAUGACAUACCCGCGCCCUGGUGAUAUUGUCCGUUGCUUCGGUGCAGAGUAUGCGGAGUUGAAUAACAGGUUUCCAACACCAACGCUGGAGUCUAUUUGUCUACCGAAAGUUCCAUUUCAUCCAGAUCUCAAUCCAAUUUUCUACCGUGGGCGAAGUUGUACCAGGAGCAACUCUCAACAGAACCACUAUAGCCGUCGCUACGAUCGACAACGAGGCAUAUCAACCCAGGUUCUACUCCAAAUGCAGCAUACUGGGGUGACACUGCCAUGCCUUCUUGAUCUGUUGAGAGAGUCUCAAAAAUGGGAUGGUCUUCCACCAAAGGCAGCCGCAAAUAUGGAGAAAGAAGGAACAGAUGAAGUAGGCAACAAAUCUAAAGAGUCGACAGAGGGCAGUAUGAAUUGUAAAUCAAAGGAACAGAAGGAGAAAGAAUGGAAAGAGGCCCGUAAUGCUGAAGAAUUGGAAAAAAGUAGGAACAAGGACCAGAGGUCACAAGACGCAGGAGAGCAAUCUCCAAGUCAAGCAGAAGAGACUACAAUUUCAUUGACACCAUGGAAUGACGAUCCUGAAUACGCCAAGUACUUCAAAAUGUUGAAAAUGGGCAUAACAUCGGCACAGGUAGAGCAUGCAAUGAAACGCGAUGGGAAAGACCCACUUGUUCUCAAACUCAAUCCAGAAAAGAGUCUGGAAGAGCAAAUGCCAGAGCAACCAGAUAAUGAUGCUGGAGAUGUAGCAUUAAAGGAAGAUCCAGAAUACGAGAAGUAUUUCAAAAUGCUCAAAAUGGGUCUCCCCAGAGACGCUGUUAAAAAUGCUUUGCAACGAGAUGGGAAGGAUCCCUCGGUCAUUGAUCUUGAUCCUACAAAGAGCUUAGGUUCGCAGCUAUUGAAGCACUCGGAAGGCAAGAACCCCCCACUAAAAGACGACCCAGACUACCAGAAGUAUUUCAAGAUGCUGAAAAUAGGGAUGCCUGUUGGGGCUGUCAAAAAUGCCUUGGUGCGUGACGGAAAGGAUCCUGCAAUAAUUGAUCUCGAUCCAGGCGAGACCUUCAAAUCACAGACAGGUGCAAAAGAAGACACGGGCAUUGCACUAAAGGAUGACCCAGCAUAUACGAAGUACUUCAAGAUGAUUGGGAUGGGCUUGCCCAUUGACGCUGUCAAGAAUGCAUUGAUGCGAGACGGAAAGGAUCCAGAUGUCAUGGAUCUUGACCCAGGAAAAAGUAUCCAGUUCCAACUUGUAAAGAAUCGAAAGAAAGAUACAGCGAUUCCUCUGAAAGAUGACCCUGAGUAUGCAAAAUAUUUCAAAAUGAUUGGCAUGGGACUUCCAAUUGGAGCUGUCAAGAAUGCACUCGAGCGUGAUGGCAAAGACCCCGAUGUACUUGACCUAGAUCCCGAGAAGUCGGUAGCAUAUCAAUUGAAGGAGGCAUCCACAUCAAGGAAGAGUCCAACAAAGAAGAAGAAAAGAGUGCGGCGAAAGAAAAUCUAUUGGAACCCAAUUGACCCCGGAAAGCUCAAGGAGAAUUCAAUGUGGCACAUUGUUCGAGAUGUUGUUGACAUGAACAAAUUGAACUACGACCAAAAAGAGUUUGAGGAACUGUUUACCGAAUCUGCAGACCCUAAGGAUGCCAAGAAAAUGAAGAAGCCCGAAAAGGCAGUCAAGAAGCUUGUACAAGUUAUUGAUCCGAAACGAUCAAUGAAUGGUGGCAUCAUUCUCGCCCGAUUGAAGAUUGAAUAUGGGAAAAUUGCAGAUAUUGUGAACAAGAUGGAAAGGAGUAAGUUUGAUUCAACCCAGUUAUCGGCUUUGAAAGAGUUUCUCGCAAAUCCAGACGAACGGAGGGACUUGAUUGGAUACAUGCAAAACUCCAAAAGUCCAAAAGAAGUGCUGUAUGCUAAUCUUAGUGAGACUGAGAAGUAUAUGUAUAAAAUGAUUGAUGUUCCUGGUGCAUCAGAGAAAAUUGAUGCCAUGCUUUUCAGAUGCGUGUUCAAGAAUCGCUUCGAUGAUGUGAAUGCUGGAAUAAAUACUUUGAACUCCGCUUGCGACCAGUUGCGAUCCUCGGAAAAGCUCAGAAAGUUGAUGGCAAUGAUUCUCACAGUGGUCAAUGAGAUCAAUACUGGUGGCGAGGGCAAUAUGGCAAUUGGGUUCACACUUGAUGCACUUCUGAAACUAAAUGAGGCAAAAGCAUUUGACAAAAAGACAAGUGUUCUACACUACGUGGUGAAGCUGGUGAAGAAAAACGAUUCUGGGCUUUUGACAUUUAGCAACGAUAUCAGCUCCGUAAUUCCUGCCGAGAGUGUCCUCCUUGAUUCCCUAGCCAACGAAGUGAAGGCACUUGGGCAAGAGCUUGUUGGGGUACACAACACGGUACAAGCAGAAGCAGAACGCUUAGAAGAGGCUGGGGAAUUGAAGCCAAUGACCCUAGAAGACUUGAAGGAACAGCGAACAACUGUUCGGCAGGUAGGAAAUAUUUCACAAUUCAACAAAAUGGAUCACCACACUGGCCGGACGCCCAUGGAAAGAUUCAUGGUGGACUCCAAAUUUUCUUGUGAUCAAGCUAUUGUCUCCAUUGAGGAUGUAAGAAAAAAGUUUCUUGCGAUACUCCAAUACUUUGGAGAAGAUGAGAACAUGCCAACAGGAGACUUUUUUGGGAUACUUCGUCGCUUCAUGAGGGAGUUUCAAAAGGCAGUGGAUCAAGUUGAAGCUAUAGAGAAAAAAGAGACAAAGGAAAGAAAGCGUGCAGCUGCAAGGGUCGCAAAGGCUGCAGCCAAGGAUGCAGACAAGUCACGUGGUAGGGCAAAGAAGGGUCAGCAUGGUAGCAGCUCUGCGUUGCAACCCAAACCAAAGGGCAAGAAGGUCUUGAACAUACCAAAGGAAAGGGAUAUCGGCGGUACUACAACCAGAGGAAACCUCCAAACUAUCAAAAGCACGCGACAUAGUAAACAACAGACAAGAUCCGAUCUGUUGUUGGCCAUGGCUGCAGCAGCUGCAUCGCGUAAAGGUCGGCAAUUCAGUGGCGUGCAGCCUUCGGCAACAGCACAAGCAAAGAAAAUCAAUUCCAACGUGAAUACCGAGAAAAUGGUUGGUGGUGUUGAAACUGGAGGUUUAGAUGAAAACGUGUUAGGCAAUCAAGAGACUUGCCCUGCGCCGUCCACGGCUCCUCUACAACCAGCAGAUCAGUCCGAAUCUUCUAUUGAUGUUUUGCACAUGCAGAAAACUGAGUCAAAGAAGGAGGAAAUGAACCGAAGCAUCAGCUCAAAGGCAACCAAAACAUCACUACCAUUAGACACUAACAUGAUUACCCCUGCGACUAGGGGGAUUGGGCAAAAAAAUUGUGACAAAAACAAAACCUCUCCCUCUGUUGAUUUGCAAAAAUGCAGACCAGCCAAGCAACGGGAAGACUUUGUAGACAUAAAAAAUGAUCUGCAUCCUUUGACCAACAGCAAUCCAGUCCCAAACCACAGUGUGACUGUGGCCAACACAGCAGAAUCAGGGUGCGGCAAAAGCUUGACCACAGUGUUUGACAACGGCAAGAUUGGCAUUGAAAAAACAAAGCCACAGAAUGGAAUGGAAAAAGGAGCUCAAGAGCAUCAAAAGGCAACGGAACCGCAGACGGAAGGACAACUACCCACAAAUAGAAGCAAUUCAGUACAUCAAGGAGAACCAUCUCUUCUUAAUACGAAAGGAAUGCAGAAUACAAUAGAGUUCUCAAUGGGCAAGCCCAGCGACGGUACAGAACAAAAACGUCAAGCUGGACCACAUCCAGUACCGGUACCGAGCCAAAGAAAGCCCCAAACAACGGAAAACGUGAUGAAAGAAGCCAGCGAGGACAUCACACGAGCAAUUUUGGACCCAAGUACGCAACCCCAGGCCAAUGAGGCUGCAGGGCACGAUGAAAAGACUACUGAAACGAUUAUGCUGAUGCACACUAUUGAAACACUAGAUUCGAGACAUUCGCAGGGACCAAUUGCGUUACAGGCUGGAAGUGUUGAGAGUUUCAGCGAGCCACGUACACAAGGCAGUAAAGUGCUUAAUAUCAAAUUGGACAAAGAAAGGAGUGCAGUAGACCCCACUUACCAGCCUGAAACUAGCUUGCUGAUGGAAAAAAAAACAAGCUCACAGUCCUUGUUUGGUACCAACGACCCAAAGCCAAUGAAAGAGCAAACUCGUUCUACCAGUGCUGUAGAAAGUGUUUUGAGUGCGCCACUGUCUCUACAGCUGAUCGAAGCGAAAAAAAGAACUGAGAGUUUUUAUGACAUAUCCGUUGUGGAUAGUAUUCCUCAAGAGGGUAUGGAAGUUGGAAUGUCACAGACCUGGACAGAUGGAGAGGAUAUCACCAAUUGGAUGCCUUGGGCUGGUGAAGUCAUCAAGGCUUGUGAUUCUGACAGCGUUGUAGGGUUCGAAAUGCCAAGAGAUCUCAAUGAUGGUGCAGAGUUUGACGACGAUUCGACCAUUGCAAGCUCUACGAGUUUUGCAAGCUACUAUGAUGAUAUAUCAGUUGGUAGUGGACUCAACACUCCAGGGAAAAUGGCACCUCCACACCAUCCAACAACGCCAUUUGAUCCGUAUUUUGACAAUGUGGAACAGCCUCCAAACCAGUUUAUGAUUCACACAAGAGGCAGACCUGCAACUUCUAUGCUCUUCGAUGAUUCUCAACCCCCUACAGUCAAUCUUUCGCAACCACCGUUUCAACGCUUCGACUCAGCAAAGUUGCCUGGAGGUACCUCAACUCCUCGUGAUGAUGUUGGCCUGAAACCUGGUUUGUCAUUUGGAGCAGAUGUCGGUUUUGAUGACGGUCUCGGAGGUUUCGGAGCCAUCAGUAAUAUAGACAACAACAAUGAGGAUGGAAGGGAUAUCAGCAAGGCUGGUACUGAGAGCAAAAGGAAGAACGCUUGGUUUCCAUGGGGCGGAGGCAGUGGAGGGAAUUAA